Porites evermanni is the source of this 550-nucleotide messenger RNA. NCBI's taxonomy places the organism in Eukaryota, Metazoa, Cnidaria, Anthozoa, Scleractinia, Poritidae. The record is from the annotation of a GenBank genome assembly.
AUGUUCCAUGACCCGGAUGUUAAUCGUGGUUCCCAGGCCCUCGUUGAUGCUCAUUCUCGUAACUGGCCUACUAAACGAAUCCUUAUGCAGGUAAGAAAACUGUCAGGUAAAUAAAGGUCGCCACUUUAGAAAUGAGAAGAAAGCUGAUCCUAGGGGUCUUCGCGAAAAUUAACUCCGCCUAGUUUACUCCUCGUUUCUAAACUGGUGAAUGUCUUUUUAGAUUAUACAGUCGAACUGUUAUUUCGCGGCCACCCUUACUUAGGGAUGGGAAAACUGUUAGUUCUGUUCAAAGUCAAUCCACUGCUUUUCUUACAAAUAACUUCCUACUACUCUCACGUUUCAAAAUGGCGCGUGACAGGGCGUGGUACCCAAGGUGUGAACAGAAAACCAUUCUGUGCUAUUACCCAGGCACUGGUACUCGGGCACCAAGUGAGACAUUGUCAUAGUGUGAGCCUAUACCUGUAUGGAUUAAUGAAAAUGAAAUUUAUUUGUUGAUUUUCAGCGUCACACAUUACGAGCUGUGCCAGUAUCUGAAGUGACUGAAGUAUGA